Molecule: messenger RNA, 1353 nt
Organism: Thlaspi arvense
Lineage: Eukaryota; Viridiplantae; Streptophyta; Magnoliopsida; Brassicales; Brassicaceae
Source: the annotation of a GenBank genome assembly
AUGGAGGAGUACAGAACUGUCUCCGGUGUUGCGGGACCUCUUGUCAUCCUUGAAAAAGUCAAGGGACCUAAAUACCAAGAAAUUGUCAACAUCCGUCUUGGCGAUGGAACUACACGACGUGGUCAAGUUCUCGAAGUUGAUGGCGAGAAAGCUGUUGUUCAGGUUUUUGAAGGAACAUCUGGAAUUGACAACAAAUACACAACUGUGCAGUUUACAGGAGAGGUUUUGAAAACUCCUGUUUCGUUGGAUAUGCUUGGUCGCAUCUUCAAUGGUUCAGGGAAGCCCAUUGACAAUGGUCCACCUAUAUUGCCUGAGGCGUACUUGGACAUUUCUGGAAGUUCUAUCAAUCCCAGUGAGAGAACCUAUCCUGAAGAGAUGAUUCAGACGGGGAUAUCCACCAUUGAUGUCAUGAACUCUAUUGCCAGAGGGCAGAAGAUUCCCCUCUUUUCUGCUGCAGGUCUUCCCCACAAUGAAAUCGCUGCUCAGAUCUGUCGUCAGGCUGGUUUGGUUAAGCGUUUAGAGAAGUCGGAUAAUCUUCUUGAGCACCAGGAGGAUGAUAACUUCGCCAUUGUGUUCGCAGCAAUGGGUGUGAACAUGGAGACUGCGCAAUUUUUUAAGCGGGAUUUCGAGGAGAAUGGGUCGAUGGAGAGAGCGAACGACCCCACUAUUGAACGUAUCAUUACUCCACGAAUUGCUCUCACGACGGCUGAGUACUUAGCAUAUGAAUGUGGAAAGCAUGUCCUUGUCAUUCUCACAGACAUGAGUUCCUACGCUGAUGCUCUUCGUGAGGUCUCUGCUGCUCGUGAAGAAGUGCCUGGAAGGCGUGGUUACCCAGGUUACAUGUACACUGACUUGGCUACAAUAUACGAGAGAGCAGGACGAAUUGAGGGGAGGAAAGAUAUCACGCAUCCCACACCAGAUCUGACAGGAUACAUCACAGAGGGCCAAAUCUAUAUUGAUAGACAACUUCACAAUAGACAGAUAUACCCCCCGAUCAAUGUCCUGCCAUCUUUAUCUCGUCUUAUGAAGAGUGCCAUUGGGGAGGGUAUGACUCGCAGGGACCACUCUGAUGUUUCUAAUCAAUUGUACGCCAAUUACGCUAUCGGAAAGGACGUUCAGGCCAUGAAAGCGGUGGUCGGAGAAGAAGCUCUCUCUUCCGAGGAUCUGCUAUAUCUGGAGUUCUUGGACAAAUUCGAGAGGAAGUUUGUGGCGCAGGGAGCUUACGAUACCCGGAAUAUCUUCCAGUCACUCGACCUGGCAUGGACACUCCUGCGGAUCUUCCCGCGUGAGUUGCUUCACCGUAUUCCCGCGAAAACCCUCGACCUCUUCUACAGCCGCGACUCCACCAACUGA